AUGGACGUAAUAUGGGAACCAGACGAGGUAUUGCCGCCAAUCGUUGCAGUGUUAAUUCUCAUAUAUCUGAAGAGAUGGUCGAUCGACCCCUUAUUUGCAAUUGAGCGCUUUCUUGAAUAUUGCGGAUUCAGAAGAUUGGUAAAAUCGUUACGGACUAUCAACAAAGCAUGCACCCCUGAAGACGAACAGAAAAAGCAAAUGAACCUGAUCAAGUCAUGUGUUGAAAACAAAGGGGAGCUGGAUGAAAUUAUUCAGCACGAGCUCCGCCUUCUCGAUGAAAAAGAUUCAUGGGAAAACCAGAAGGAACGAGAUGGGAGUCUGAACCCAGAGAUAAAGGAUUCAUCGAGGAUAGUCACCGAGCAGCUCAAACAGAUCAACCCUCAGUUGAGAAAGAACGGACAAAGAUUUGCUGAUCUCCAGUCAAAAUGGGUUGAUGGGUCCUGGACACUAGAGUUUCGAAGCACACCAGCUUCCUACGGCUUAAAGAAUGAAACAAAGGAGAGCAAGAGCACCGAGGACGAGGCUAAGGAGAAGCACAAGGCCAAGGAGGAGAAGAACACGGACGAGCCUAAGGACCAGGAAGCCAAGUUGGAGGGAUAG
Molecule: messenger RNA, 600 nt
Organism: Aspergillus glaucus CBS 516.65
Lineage: Eukaryota; Fungi; Ascomycota; Eurotiomycetes; Eurotiales; Aspergillaceae
Exons: 3
Coding region: 1-600 (199 amino acids)
Source: RefSeq, a predicted model, not a curated record